This is a messenger RNA of Dentiscutata heterogama, 1640 nucleotides long. The record is from the annotation of a GenBank genome assembly. Lineage: Eukaryota; Fungi; Glomeromycota; Glomeromycetes; Diversisporales; Gigasporaceae.
AUAUUAAGAAAGAAGAUAAUCAACGAAUUGAAAAUAUCAUUCGAGAAAAUCUUACAACAGAAGAUAUAUUAGCGGAUCCGGUAAAGUUGGCGCCACGGCAUUUUUAUCAAUCAUUCCAGGAUUUAGAUUAUAUUAAUAACUGUCAAAAAGAAAUUUUAAAUAAAUUUAUGAGACGUUUCUGGCAGCCAGUAACUUUUUAUUUUUAUGGUGAUAGUGGUGCAGGUAAAUCUAAUCUCGUUCAAAAGUUAUUUUCCAACGAGUUAUAUUCUAAAUCUAAGAAGCAGAAAUCAGGUUCGAGUUGGUGGGAUGGCUACGAUAAACAUGAAAUUGUUCUUUUUAAUGAGUGGUAUUCAGUGCUUGAUUGGAAUGAUGUUGUUAAAUAUUUGAAUGAUAUUCCAGAGAAUGUUGAGCAAAAAGGCAAGACAUUUGUGCCUUUUCUUGCCAAGUAUGUCUUUAUGACAUCUCACAAACCACCAGAAGAAGCAUUCAAUUUUCGUCGAGUCAAUAUAAAAGAUGAGACAUCAACUCAACGUGAUUGGGGGCAGUUCUAUCGACGUUUAGAUUAUAUUAUCGAGUUUAGAGGUAUGUGGCAUGAUGAGCUAGAUCAGCGCACCACCGAGCUCAUAUUUCACAAAGGCUCAGAGGAAGAUUUUCGCAACAUGCUUUGGGAUGUUAAAUAUGACGAGGGCGAGUAUACAUGUGAAGAGUUGAGAACUGUUAUUCAAGAGCUUAAUAAAGAUCAGGAUGGGGAAGUAAUUAUUAAGUCAGAUCAGGCAAGAGCUUUUGCAACAAUCGCAAUUAGUUCAAAAAGACCUAAUAAACGAUUGAAACGUCGAAUCGAACAAUUUAUAAACGAUUCGGAUCACGAUGAUGUAAAUAUAUCAAACUCUCGUAUGAUGCUUGAUGAUAAUUAUUUUGUUCAAAGACCUAUAGAGGUUAUAGAAAUGACCGAUGAGUAUGCCAAUAAUCAAGGUCGAUCAUGUUUAACACGGCGAGAAAUUAUAGAAAAGCAAAAUGAAGAAAGCCUUGAACCAUGGAUUGAUGGUGAUUAUAGAAUAGCUUUUUUAAAUAAUUUUAAGUUUAUUAAUGAUUUAACGAAUUAUAGUUUUGAGGGUAAGCGUGAAAUUAAAGAGUUAUUUUAUUUUGACUAUAAUAAGGGGUUUCCAAGUUUUGUAUUUUCUAAUUGUGAUAUUUUUGGUUAUAAAGUAUAUUUUAAAACUAAAUUAAUUUUAGAGUUUAACUCUGGAAAAGUUUAUUCUUAUAUUUUACAAAAAUUGAAUUUUCUCGAGUAUAAUAUGGCUAUUAUAAAAAUACAAAUGGCUAUCAAUCAAUUAAAGACGUUUGUUGAUACUGAUAUUGAGGCAGUACGUCAGAAGAUGCUUAACGGAUCUAUUACUAGUAACUACUUAACUGGCGAAGAGGAAGAGCUAAUCAAGACUAUUUCAGAACAAAUAGUCAGUUCAUCUUUGGAUAUUUUGACGGAUGAUGAUUUUGACGAUCGAGAAUACAAGAUUCAGUAUUUAUUUGAGUUAAAAGAGCGUAAAAAAGAAAAGUUUAAUAUUAGCGAUUGGAAAGCAACAAAUUAUAAUUUGUUAGCUAAUGAUGAACAACUUUAUUUUCAAAUUUUAGAAAAACAAUAA